UAUUAUUAUGGUUUCCUUAUAACGGUCGAAUUCACAUAUCAAACAGUGCUUGCUAGAGCUAUUUGCUAUGCUAGCAAACACAAACACCAACACCAACACCAUGUUUUCUCCACCUACGACUACGAGGUUUCUACAACUCAACUCUCCAUUCUCCUCCUUCUUACUACCUUCAAACCAAAGGGUUCUCUAUCAUGGCCACAGCGGUCGCCGCCUUGGUCGGCUUCAGACAUGUAGACAUUCCAUGUUUCUCAAUACAAAACCUGUCCUUAAAGAUGGUACUCUUAAUAUCAAAGGUAAGGAAGCAUUGACGGGUGUGCCUGACAAUGUGGUUAUCACGCCAUUGACGGAUUCAUCAGCAUUUGUUGGUGCCACUUCCACUGGUGAUGCUAGUUCCCGACUUGUUUUCAAGCUUGGAGUCAUCGAGGAUGUGAGGUUAUUGUGUAUAUUUAGAUUUAAAAUAUGGUGGAUGAUACCUCGAGUGGGGAAUUCAGGCAGUGACAUUCCUAUUGAAACUCAGAUGUUGCUCCUGGAAGCAAGGGAAGGACCAGAAAUUGAUGCAAAAAAUAAAGCAACUUCUUAUAUCAUUUUCUUGCCUGUGCUAGAUGGUGAAUUUAGAAGUAGCUUGCAGGGGAAUUCAUUAAAUGAGCUCCAGUUCUGUGUUGAAAGUGGUGACCCGGAAAUAGUUACAUCAGAAUCCCUAAAAGCAGUUUUUGUGAAUUAUGGAAACCAUCCAUUUGAUUUGGUCAAGGAAUCUAUGAAGAUUUUGGAGCAGCAGUUUGGAACCUUUUCACUUAGGGAAACCAAACAGUUGCCUGGAAUGUUAGACUGGUUUGGUUGGUGUACCUGGGACGCCUUCUACCAGGAAGUUCAUCCUCGAGGAAUCAAAGAUGGCCUUAAAAGUUUAUCCCAGGGAGGCACUCCAGCAAAGUUUUUGAUAAUAGAUGAUGGCUGGCAAGAUACAAUUAAUGAAUUCCAAAAAGAAGGGGAGCCAUUUGUUGAAGGGUCACAGCAUGGUGGCAGAUUACUCAGCAUUGAAGAAAAUAAUAAGUUUCGGAGAUCAGAAAAUGAGCCUCAAAGUGAGGCACAGGCACCAAGUGGUCUAAAGGAUUUUGUUACAGAUAUUAAGAGAACUUUUGGCCUUAAGUAUGUAUAUGUAUGGCAUGCCCUGAUGGGAUACUGGGGAGGGCUUCAGCCAAAUGCAUUAGGAACCAAAAAGUAUAAUCCAAAAUUAAGAUACCCAGUACAGUCGCCAGGGAAUUUGGCAAACAUGAGGGAUGGAUCUAUGGAUGCAAUGGAGAAGUAUGGCGUUGGUACAAUAGAUCCUGCUAAGAUAUCUCAGUUUUAUGAUGAUCUACACAAAUAUCUUGUUUCACAGGAUGUGGAUGGAGUUAAGGUUGAUGUUCAGAACAUACUGGAAACUGUUUCAAGUGGUUUAGGAGGUCGAGUUUCUCUUACCAGACGUUUCCAACAAGCACUUGAGAAGUCUAUAGCCGCCAACUUUCAAGACAACAGCAUUAUCUGCUGCAUGGGUCAGAGCACAGACUCCAUUUACCAUUCAAAAAGAAGUGCUAUUACAAGAGCAUCCGAUGAUUACUACCCAAGCAACCCAACCACUCAGACACUACACAUAGCUUCUGUGGCUUUCAACAGCAUUUUUCUUGGUGAAAUUGUUGUCCCAGAUUGGGACAUGUUCUAUAGCAAACACGAUGCAGCCGAGUUUCAUGCAGUUGCUAGGGCUGUGGGAGGUUGCGGAGUCUAUGUUAGUGACAAACCUGGUCAGCAUGAUUUCAAGGUACUCAAAAGGCUGGUACUUCCUAAUGGGUCGGUGCUCAGAGCUAAAUACCCCGGUAGGCCAACACGUGAUUGUUUAUUCGAUGACCCAGUUAUGGACGGGAAAAGUCUUCUGAAGAUUUGGAAUUUAAACAAAUGCACUGGAGUUUUAGGCGUAUUCAACUGCCAAGGAGCAGGAAUCUGGCCCUGCUCAAAAAGUAAUGCUCAAGGAGAUCUUAGCUCUGAGUUAUCUGUCAAGGUCUCUCCUACAGAUAUAGAGUAUUUUGAAGAGGUCUCUGGGAAUCUUUGGACUGGAGAUUGUGCAGUAUUUUCCUCCAGCACAGGGUCUUUGCUGCGAUUACCAAAGGAAGAAAAGUUUGAUGUCACAUUGAAAGUUCUGCAAUGUGAUGUCUUUACUGUAUCUCCAAUUAAGGUCUACAAUAAAAAGAUUCAGUUUGCACCAGUUGGAUUGAUAAAUAUGUACAAUUCUGGUGGAGCCAUUGAAGCAAUUGACUUCUUUAGUGAUUCUUCUAGUUGUGAAAUACAUGUCAAGGGGAGAGGAUCAGGUAAUUUUGGAGCAUAUUCCAGCACAAAGCCGAAGUCAUGCUCGAUAAACUCAAAGAUUGAGGACUUCGACUUCAGAGAUGAAGACAAUCUUUUGACAUUAAUAGUUCCUGACAGAACCAGUUCUUGGGACAUUGCUAUAUGUUAUUGAGGCCUUAUUUUUUUAUGCAAUCUCUCACUUCAGUAUUAUUACUAUUCUAAAAAUUUAUAAUAAACAAAAGAGAGAAAUAGUCAAUAAACGAAAAUGUAAUUCUUGAACUAAAUGUUUUCUUCUGCAACAUUUGAGAAAAUGGUGACAGAUUUUUGUUUGAGUUGAAGAACAUUUAAAAAAGAAUUAUUAGAAAA
Messenger RNA from Quercus robur (English oak), 2679 nucleotides. Its product is annotated as probable galactinol--sucrose galactosyltransferase 2. The record is from RefSeq and is a predicted model, not a curated record. NCBI's taxonomy places the organism in Eukaryota, Viridiplantae, Streptophyta, Magnoliopsida, Fagales, Fagaceae. The transcript has 14 exons. Bases 68 to 2485 code for a protein of 805 amino acids.